Cladocopium goreaui is the source of this 1335-nucleotide messenger RNA. The record is from the annotation of a GenBank genome assembly. Lineage: Eukaryota; Dinophyceae; Suessiales; Symbiodiniaceae.
AUGGAUGCGGAUCGUGGUGCCUCGGAGUCCCAUGGAAGUGAUCAUGAUGCUGAAGAGGAUGCCAGGGUGGCUAUAGCUCAAGUCCACCGAGUGACCGUUGGCAACAAUGCCUGGUACCCAGACAUCCAAACUGCUGACAAUCGUGUCUUCUUCAAGAUUGACAAGCAUGAUCGGGAGCUCACCAAAAUUACCCUUGGAAAGGGUGUCAACCGACACAAGAACAAGGGUGAGAUCAGAACACUGAGCAAGUUGCAAUGGUGGGCAGACAUGCAUGCCUUGAGGAAACAAGCCUGCGACUCAGCCAUUCAUGAUGUGUUGCGGGCUGCCAUGACGGAGAAUGGAGACGAAGUGCCUGCCAACUUUCGGUUUCGAGACGCCAGGGAUGAUGACAAGUGGCUUGUCCGUAAAGAGGUAGUGGAGCUUCAUUGUCCAGCCCUGGAGGACUAUCCAGCCACGGUCAUCAUGGCUUUGUGGCAGAUUCGUGGUCCGCUCUUUCUGGAGCUCACAGAGGAGUGCGUCAAGUACUGUGUGGCUGCCAUCAGGCAGUCACCAGAUGCUGUGCCAUGUUCUCCCAAGCGGAAACGCAAGAAGAAGCUUCGCCGCAGUGCCAGCACUCCACGAAAAGCGGAACAUGGACCGGCACGUCCCAUGGAAUCCGAGCCUGCAGCACCAUGGCAGAAAUUGCUGGGCGAAGUCCAGGGCCUUCAUGACUUUGUGGAAGCGCAGAAGACGAUCAUGGACAAGCCAAACCUCGAGAAGCUGAUGCAGGCACACGUGGACCAGAUCUCUGCCCGGUCUUCUGUGAGCUGCUCAGCCGAGGACGCCAAAUUGUUCACCUCCCUGGUGAGCAAGGGCCCAUGGACUGAGGCUCAGAAGCAGCGGCUGGCCGAAUGGUGCAGCAAAAUGCUGCUGGAGAGCAGCCCAACGGCCAGAAAGGGCAACAGCCGCCGGCCGGGCCAAGUAGCCACCAGCUUUGCCCAAUACUUCAGUGGCAAGGACGUGGACAUCCUGGGUAGUGAUGCCACCCUGGCAUUGAAGGUGGAUUGCAUCACCACACGCAUGAAGAGGGUAGGCCUGCAUUUGCCCACCGAACAGAGCUGGAGACCAAUCAUGCAAGCAGCCCAGGUCGCAGGCAUGGAUGUGGGCAACGAGAAGAAUCAAGUGGAUCUCAUCAAAGACUUGAAGGCGGCCCUGCACAAGAAGAAGGACCUUGUUGAAACCCACUUGGUUGAGUUCCCUUCACGACCUCAAGAGCUUGCAUGGUUUGCUGCAGCAUAUGAUGAGGCUGAACAGCUCUUACCCAUUGGCAACAUUGCAAGCCAACUGCACAGUUGA